GGAGAGACUCGGGGUGCGUGAAUGUGAGUAAUUCGCAAGUGUUAGUUUCGGGUGGAAAAACUCCCGAUCAGGUGACGUAAGUUGGAAUUUGAUAUUCUGCGCGUAAGUUCAUGCGACUUUCGCCCGAGUCCUCGUGAGCGAUGGCUGUGACUUACACCAAUCGUGUUUUCUUGCGCGGUAUUUGCAUGGUGUACAUGUUUGCCUUUACAUCUGUGUAUCUUCAAAUACCGGGUCUGUACGGCAGAAAAGGAAUCUCACCUGCUCAUUUUGAACUGCAACGGCAACCUGGCGAAGAUCUGUGGAGUUGUAUUCGACGAAACCCGACUGUUCUUUGGCUGUCCAGCCCCCUUGGUCUCGAUGCGUCUAGUGGAAUGGAAGUUUUGUCAAUUCUUGGUGCUGCAUUGGGAUUCCUUGGAUUUUUGAGCUACACAUUCUGCUCAGCAAUCAGCAUGUUGUUAAUGUGGAUUUUCUACUAUUCUAUCGUUCGGGUGGGGUCCACAUUCAUGCAUUUUCAAUGGGAUAUUCUGCUGCUGGAAGCUGGCUUCAUCGCCAUUUUGAUGGCUCCAUUACUGAAGCCCAACCGAAAAUCAGAUGUGAAAGACGACCUUCUCCUCUGGAUGGUUCGUUGGCUUUUCUUUCGUCUGAUGUUCGCAUCUGGUGUGGUUAAACUUCUGAGUAACUGUCCCACUUGGUGGGGACUCACAGCGUUGAAUUGGCAUUACGAGAGUCAGUGCAUACCGACUCCUUUGUCGUGGUACGCACAUCAAUUACCUGAUUGGUUCCAGCGUUUAUCAGUUGUCGUUACUUUUGUGACCGAAAUCCCGAUCCCGCUACUGUUCUUCGCUCCUGUACGGAAUGUUCGGCUAUUUGCUUUUUACAUGCAGCAAAUUUUCCAAAUUGCGAUUAUGCUCACCGGUAACUACAACUUCUUCAACAUCCUGACGCUGAUUCUAAGCAUUAGCUUAAUAGACGACGAUUGGUUCUUCAAAAAUCUACUCAUCUUCAGUUCCUUACAAAUUCUCCAUUUGAUAGGUGGGAAUAAAGGGAGACGUUCAUCUUGGUUGUCCACCGUUUCGAGCUUGGUGUUCAGUAUCUUCGUAUAUGCAUCAGUAUACUUGUGCACUACUGAACUUUUUUCCGUUUCGUUGAUGGAUGGCGUUGUCACAUCACGAAUAGCCUUCACUCCUGGACAAUUGCGCUGGGCGUUAGGUUCUGUUGUUCCCGCGGUUUUAGGGAUUUGCUCAGUUUUGUUCGUUUUCAAGCUCUUCAAAGGGAUCUAUGCUACAUUUGGAAAACUUUGGACUGGAAUCCGAUUUGCAUGUAUUUGGGGAAUGUGUGCGCUUGUCUUUACCGCAAGUUUCGUGCCAUUCACGAGUUUUGAGCCGAACACCAGUCGCCGCCUCCCGUCAAUUGUGAAGAAUGUAUAUCAUGCCGUUGAUCGGUUUUCGAUCGUCAAUUCCUACGGACUUUUCCGUGUGAUGACGGGAGUUGGAGGUCGUCCAGAAAUUGUUAUCGAGCGGUCUGACAGUUUGACUACACCUGUCUGGCGAGAAGUAUCGUUCCGUUACAAGCCGGGUGCGCUUGAUGUUCCCCCGCCUUUUGUUGUUCCUCAUCAGCCCAGGUUGGACUGGCAGAUGUGGUUUGCCGCCUUGUCAGACAUGGAACAUAAUCCAUGGCUGUACUCGCUAGUGUUCAGACUGCUGGAUGGAAGCGAGGAUGUAGAGCAACUGCUUCAUCCAAAUGAAACCAGCUUACCGCAGCUUCCAAAGCAGAUACGAAUCUCGUCGUAUUUAUAUCACUAUACUAGCUUGGAUUCCAGAAACAAGAAUGACCUGAAGAAUUGGUGGAAGAGAGAUUCUCGCAAGGAAUACUUGGCUCCGGUAACGCUAGAAUCUCGAGAGAUGAAAGCUAUGUCUAAGAUGAGUCGCAUUCCUGAUCCAAGAAGACCUCAUCCGGUGUGGACGUCAAUUUUAAAAUUUUUACGUUCUUUUGUUGUUGUUCUGAGUCCCCAUUUUUUCAUUUGGGGUCUGUUUUUGACUGGUGUUAGCAUAAUCAUUUCCAAGUCUCUUCUCAGGUGAUUGUUUCUUUGUUAGCCUGGAGAUUGUGUUUAUGUUGAGCUCAUGAAUGCGCUAGCAUUGAUCGCCGUUAUGUGGCUGUUCCGAGGUUAUGCUGGUUUCGCGCCUUGUUACGAGAAUUCCGACAUCCUCCCGAGAGUUUUCAGUUGUCAAAUUCAACCUGACCAUGCUCCUUGA
Molecule: messenger RNA, 2252 nt
Organism: Notodromas monacha
Lineage: Eukaryota; Metazoa; Arthropoda; Ostracoda; Podocopida; Cyprididae
Source: the annotation of a GenBank genome assembly